Arxiozyma heterogenica is the source of this 1806-nucleotide messenger RNA. It is a transcript of the gene MUP1, whose product is annotated as Mup1p. The transcript has a single exon. Gene Ontology annotation, biological process: amino acid transmembrane transport. Lineage: Eukaryota; Fungi; Ascomycota; Saccharomycetes; Saccharomycetales; Saccharomycetaceae. Gene Ontology annotation, molecular function: L-amino acid transmembrane transporter activity. Bases 1 to 1806 code for a protein of 601 amino acids. The record is from RefSeq and is a predicted model, not a curated record. Gene Ontology annotation, cellular component: membrane.
AUGUCGGAGGUAAAGAAAAACACAUUUAUUUCUCAACUGAAUGUAUUUAACAAAGAAAAUUAUUCUUUUAAGAAGCCAUCAAAUUCUAUAACAUCGUAUACUUCUGAUUCCGGCGAAACAUCCGAUAUUGAAGCAGGCCAACAAUUUACAACAGAAUUAGAUCAAGGUGAAAAAAGAAUUGGUUUACUAUCAUGUAUUGGUUUGAUAUGUAACCGUAUGUUGGGUACUGGUGUCUUUGCUGUCUCUUCUACCAUUUAUACCCUUUGUGGUUCUGUAGGUCUAUCUUUGAUCAUGUGGGCCGUUGGUGCUAUUAUUUCUCUUGCCGGUCUAUAUGUUUAUAUGGAAUACGGUACUGCUAUACCCAAAAAUGGUGGUGAGAAGAAUUAUUUAGAAGCUGUAUUUAGAAAACCCAAAUUUUUUGUUACUUCAAUGUACGCCGCAUAUGUAUUUUUUUUAGGUUGGGCAGCGGGUAACUCUGUCAAUACUGCUGUUAUGUUUUUAACUGCUGCAGAUGCCAACAUCACUAAAUGGAACCAAAGAGGUAUUGCUGUUGCUGUCAUCUCUUUCGCUUUCUUAGUCAACUCUAUUAACGUGAAACUUGGCAUCUAUUUGCAAAAUAUUUUAGGUAUCUUUAAGGUGGGUAUUAUCAUUUUUAUCUCGGUUACAGGUUGGGUUGCCUUAGGUGGUGGUCUUAAGGACGGUUACCAUACAGAUAAUUUUCAUGAUGCCUUCGCAGGAUCAGAAAAGGCUAGUGCAUAUGGUAUUGUUAAUGCAUUAUAUAAUGUUAUUUGGUCCUUUGUUGGUUACAGUAAUGUCAAUUAUGCCUUAGGUGAGGUUAAAGAUCCAGUAAGAACAUUGAAGAUUGCUGGCCCAACUUCAUUGAUCUUCUUAGCUAUCCUUUAUAUCUUUGUUAAUAUUGCUUAUUUUGCUGUCGUACCAAAGGAAAAAUUGAUCUCUUCUAAAUUAGUUUUAGCCGCAGACUUUUUCGAUAUUGCAUUUGGUGGUCAUGCAAAGAGAGCAGCAGCAGCAUUUGUUGGUUUAAGUGCUUUAGGUAAUGUUUUAGCUGUUAUUUUCUCUCAAGGUAGAAUCAUUCAACAGCUGGGCCGUGAAGGUGUUUUACCAUUCUCAAAGUUUUUUGCUACAUCUAAACCAUUUAAUUCUCCAAUGGUAGGUCUUUUCCAACAUUUCAUUAUUUGCUUGAUUACAAUUCUAGCACCACCACCAGGAGAUGCUUACAACUUCAUUAUGAAUCUAAUUUCCUAUCCAUUGAAUAUUAUUAACUUUGCCAUUUCAGUAGGUUUGUUAUGGAUUUAUUAUCAAAGAAGCCAAGGUAAGAUUGAAUGGAAUCCACCCAUCAAAGCUGGUGUUUUCAUAACAUCAUUCUUUGCUUUGACAAACUUGUAUUUAAUCGUCUGUCCCUACGUUCCACCAACAGCUGGAGAAUCUGUCUAUGAAUCGCUACCAUAUUGGAUUCAGUGUGUAGUCGCAUGGGGGGUCUUCGCUUUUGGUGGCUGUUACUACUUAGUUUGGGCGCAAAUAUUGCCAAGAGUUGGUCAUUACAAGUUGGUGACUAAGGAUGUGUUGGGUGAAGAUGGAUUCUGGAGAGUUAAAAUCAUUAAAGUGUAUGAUGAUGAGUCUAAAAAUGACCAAGAUGUUCUAGAUUAUAUUAAUAACAACCCUAAUAUUGAUUCUUCUGAUACAAAUACACUAAGCAAGGGUGAACAGAUUGAAUACAUAGUUAGUGGUAAAGAAUCAAAUAAAGAAGAACAUGAAAACAGCUCUUUCCAUGAAAGACAAAAAUACUAA